Messenger RNA from Abrus precatorius (Indian licorice), 3186 nucleotides. Its product is annotated as subtilisin-like protease SBT3.3. Gene Ontology annotation, molecular function: serine-type endopeptidase activity. The record is from RefSeq and is a predicted model, not a curated record. Bases 692 to 3022 code for a protein of 776 amino acids. The transcript has 10 exons. NCBI's taxonomy places the organism in Eukaryota, Viridiplantae, Streptophyta, Magnoliopsida, Fabales, Fabaceae. Gene Ontology annotation, biological process: proteolysis.
AUGACUUUUAAGAAACAGUAAAAGCAAAAGGAGAGGCUCAAAGUUCACAAAAAGAAAAGGUUUCAAUGAUCGUGGGGUAUUACUGCACAAUAUUAUUAUGAUCAGAACUCAUUUCAAUAUACACUUAAGCAUUGAUGGUUACAUUUGAAUUGACAAAUAAAAGGUCUAGACAUGUAUAAGCAAUCAUAAUUUAGUCUCUAUUGUGUAUGAUUUUGAUUGCUUAAUUUAUUCACAAAUGAAAGUAGUAUACAACCGGUUCUUGUUAUUCCAAGUGGACAAGAACUUGUUCAGUUUAAGUAAAGUCUUGAAGUUGAGUUUUGUUGAUAAAAAAUAUUAGAAUUGGUAGACUACGAGCUUGUUCACUUAAAUGGGUGUUCAAGUCGGAUUAGUGGGGGCUUAAUGUGGCUUUUGGGUAGCAAAGGUUUAAGAUAAAUAACAGCAGCAUAGUAAUUGGUAUACCUUCCUCUCUCUGAUGAUGAAGAUAUUUUUGUAUACAUUUCAUUCGAUUGAGCAUAAGAAUCUAAAGUUCACUGCACAAAAGGGAAGGGCUCACAUCUUUUCUUAUUUUCAAAAAGUUAUAAUGUCUGCAUAGUACAUAGAAGGCAGCUUUAUGAAGCAUGAGAGAGUUUGCAGCAACUUUGUAUGUUUUGUGAAUUUGGAAAAGCCUUUGAAGCUCUACUCUUAUUAGGUAAUGGAUACUAAUUCAAGAAACUUGAGAUGGGCAAGAAAGGCCCAAUUGCUUGUAGCUUGUGCUCUUCUUUUACUGCAAAACUCUCUGGUCAUCUCUAUAGAGACAACAACCUCUGUGCAUAUUGUGUACAUGGGAGAUAAGAUAUAUCAAAAUCCAGAAACUACUAAAAAGUAUCACCGCAAAAUAUUAUCUUCACUUUUAGGAAGCAAAGAAGCUGCAAGGAAUUCAAUUCUUUACAGCUAUAAGCAUGGUUUUUCAGGCUUUGCUGCAAGAUUGACAAAAUCUCAAGCAGAAGCAAUAGCAAAGUUUCCAGGGGUAGUUUCUGUCAUUCCAAAUGGUAUUCACAAACUCCAUACAACUAGAAGUUGGGACUUUAUUGGGAUCCAUUAUUCCUCCUCAAAAACUUCUUUCACUGACAGCAACUUAGGUGAAGGAACCAUCAUAGGUGUUAUAGACACAGGCAUUUGGCCAGAAUCUCCAAGUUUCAAUGAUGAAGCAAUGGGACAAAUCCCAUCAAGGUGGAAAGGAGUUUGUCAAGUGGGAGAGCACUUCAACUCCACCAAUUGCAACAAAAAGAUAAUUGGUGCUAGAUGGUUCAUGAAAGGAAUAACUGAUCAGACUAAGAAACUCCUCAAAGGAAAUAACACUAAGGAAUAUCUCUCAGCAAGAGAUGCUAUUGGCCAUGGCACUCAUACAGCUUCAACAGCAGCUGGGUAUUUUGUAGGAAAUGCAAAUUAUAGAGGACUUGGUUCUGGUUUGGCCAAAGGAGGAGCACCAUUGGCUCAUUUAGCUAUCUACAAGGCUUGUUGGGACUUUCCUAUUGGAGACUGUACUGACGCUGAUAUCCUUAAAGCUUUUGACAAGGCUAUACAUGAUGGAGUAGAUGUCUUAACUGUUUCUCUUGGCUUUGCCAUUCCCUUGUACUCCUAUGUUGAUCAACGUGACACAAUAGCUAUUGGUUCCUUUCAUGCAACUGCCAAGGGAAUCACAGUUGUCUGUUCAGCUGGAAAUUCUGGUCCUGCGUCUCAAACCAUUACAAAUACUGCACCAUGGAUUAUUACAGUUGCAGCCACCACAAUAGAUAGGGCCUUUCCGGCAGCCAUCAACCUUGGGAAAAACCGCACUGUGUGGGGACAAUCCAUUGAUACUGGAGCACAUAAUCUUGGAUCUGUUGGGCUCACAUAUUCUGAACGCAUUGCUCUAGACCCAUCAGAUAAUUUGGCCAAGGAUUGUCAUUCUGGAAGUCUAAAUGCGUCAAUGGCAGCAGGCAAAAUUGUUCUAUGCUUUUCACUAUCAGAUCAACAAGACAUUGUUUCUGCAUCACUCACAGUCAAGGAAGCUGGAGGAGUUGGACUGAUAUAUGCACAAUAUCAUGAAGAUGGACUCGAUGGUUGUGGUUUGUUUCCAUGUAUUAAGGUAGAUUAUGAAGUCGGGACUGAAAUAUUAACCUAUAUUAGAAGAGCAAGGUUUCCAACUGCAAGCCUGAGUUUUCCAAAGACUGUCAUUGGAAAAUUGAUAUCUCCAAAAGUUGCAUCUUUCUCAGCUAGAGGACCAAGUAGCAUGUCUCCAACAGUCCUAAAGCCUGACAUAGCUGCUCCAGGUGUGGACAUUUUGGCUGCAUUUCCACCAAAGGGCACUACAAAGAGCAGUGGAUUUGCUUUCUUAUCUGGAACUUCAAUGUCUUGUCCCCAUGUGGCAGGGAUUUCAGCUCUCAUCAAAUCCAAGCACCCAACUUGGUCACCUGCAGCCAUAAGAUCAGCUUUGGUAACAACAGCCUCUCAAACUGGAACUGAUGGAAGCAUUAUAUCUGAAGAGGGUUCCACAAAUAAAGCAGCAGACCCAUUUGAUAUAGGAGGUGGAUUUGUGAACCCCGACAAAGCAAUGGAUCCAGGACUCAUAUAUGAUGUAAUCACUGAGGAUUAUAUCCAAUUCCUAUGUUCCAUGGGUCACAGUAGUGCAUCCAUUAGCGAAGUGACCAAUACCACCACACGUUGUAAGAAAGUAAAACACCAAGCACUGAACCUUAACCUUCCUUCCAUAUCAGUUCCAAACUUGAAGAGGGCUACAACAGUAAUGAGAACGGUGACAAAUGUUGGAAACAUAACUGCAGUCUACAAAGCUCUAGUGAAGGUUCCAUAUGGCAUAAAAGUGAGUGUUGAACCUACAAUUUUGAAUUUCAGUUCAAACACCCGAGUCCUUACCUUCAAUGUCAGUUUCAUGUCAACUCAAAAGUUGCAUGGAGAUUACAAAUUUGGGAGCUUAACAUGGACUGAUGGCAAGCAUUUUGUGAGGACUCCAAUAGCUGUGAGAACCAAACAGUUUGAAUCUUAAGUGCAUGUUAUAUGUAGAAAUGAGAUUAUAAUUGGCCAACAAACUACAUGAGUUCUUGCUUGGAGUCAUACUAAACGAAGCAUAUAGCACAUUCUUUGGUGAGAACGUACAGCAUAUAUUCUGAGGAACGAUAACUAUUUACUCAUGGAAUAAACUAUCGAGUG